This is a messenger RNA of Magnolia sinica, 486 nucleotides long. RefSeq lists its product as uncharacterized. Lineage: Eukaryota; Viridiplantae; Streptophyta; Magnoliopsida; Magnoliales; Magnoliaceae. The transcript is spliced from 2 exons. The record is from RefSeq and is a predicted model, not a curated record. Bases 1 to 486 code for a protein of 161 amino acids.
AUGGAUGGAAAGCGCCCACGGAGCACUGUCAGUAGCCACAUCGCUACUGACGCUAUCAGUACCCAAUCCGCGUCCCCGACGAUCUGGGUGGCUGGGAAUCCUGGUCCGCCUGCGGGUGGGAGACGUGCACUCCGCCAACAGAAAGUUCCUCCACCGGGGGACAAGCAAUUGACGCCCGGAGACUUGCAUGAUACGUUUCCUAAUCGAAUCAAUCUCAGCCCUCCAUCAAAGGCCCCACAACUGUCUUUGGCACCACCUCCUCCUUACCCAAGACAAAACCUCCUCUCCUUUCCCUUAUUCCCUAAUGAUAUUCUCAUCAAAUCAAAACCCCCACAAAACCCUUCUUCUUCUUCUUCUUCGGAUUUCAGCUUCAGCCCCGACACAGACGACUGCGUGACCCACCAUCACAAACUCGCUGAACAAGCAUCCGACCUCCCGUCAUCAGAGCCGUUCACUCCUCAACCCCAUCACGCACCACCAUCUUAG